Tetrahymena thermophila SB210 is the source of this 5607-nucleotide messenger RNA. RefSeq lists its product as hypothetical. NCBI's taxonomy places the organism in Eukaryota, Ciliophora, Oligohymenophorea, Hymenostomatida, Tetrahymenidae. The transcript is spliced from 10 exons. The record is from RefSeq and is a predicted model, not a curated record.
AUGGCAUCUAAAAGGGAUCUAAAUUAUUUUGAGAAGAAAGGACUUAUAUUGAGUCCUCCUCUUUUGCUAACAAAUUAGAUUUUACCACCUGAAAUAUCAUAGCCUUAAUAGCAUCCUUUCAUAAAAGAUCUUCCUAAGCCCAGGUAAUAAGAUGGCUUAAUAGCAAAUAAUUUUAAUAGUAGAAUCGAUUCAUAAUAAUAAUAAUAGUAGUAAGGUAGAGAAGGUAUUGAGAGUACUUAGAUUCUUAUUUAAAAAGCAUUAGCUUAUGAGAAAGAGUUAGAAUAGAGAUAAUUAUAGAUUUUAAAGCUAACUAGUGAUUAUGAAAAACAAAGAAUGCAAGCAUUUGAGCUAGAGCAAAAGCUAGUGCUCCUAAAUGAAGAAAAUUUGAAGUUUAGGGAGUCAAUUAACCAAAGCAAAAAGCUGGCUGAAAAGAGCUUGGAAUAGGAAAUUAUUUUUAAGUAAAAGCAAAAUUAAUUUUAGAGUGAAAAAGAAAGCAUGGAAAAACUUUUAAGUAGUAAAUAAGAGAAUGCAAUGUUAUAAGAAAAAUUACUAGAGACAGAAUAAAGAGUAUUGUUGUACUAAUAAGAAAUAGACGACUUAAAGAAUUAGCUUAAUGAAUAUGAUACAACUUAAACCUGCUUAUUCGAAGAAAAGUGUUAACAAGUAUAAAAUAAUUUCGAAAGAGAGAAAAAGAUUUUGAAAGAUGAAAUAGAGAAAAUUAAUUUUGAAAAGAAAGAAAUGUUUUAAGAAUUCUAAAAUAAACUCAGGAAUUUAGAAAUAGAAAAUGCUUCUUUGAGAGAGAAUGCUUCAUAAGCUUAAUCUGUAUAAGGUAAUUUGGUUUUAUAACUUAAGAAUCAAAUAGCUUCAUUAUUAGAACAAUAACAGCUACUUGAGUAAUAAAAUAAUUCAGUCGAACAGUAGCUAAUACAAGCAUAAAGAAAUCUCAUCGAAACAUAAUCUUAGAUGUAGCAUGAAAACGAGAGAUUAAUCAAUGAAAAAGGUCAGCUUUCUGAUUAAGUUUAGAGUCUUAAUAGUAUGAUAAGAAAAAUAUAAUAGUAAGUUGAAGAUUUAUAAUGUGAGAGACUCAGCUUCCAAAACGAAAGAGAGAGUUUAACUAUGAAUUUAAAAUAAAAAACUUUUGAUUUAGAAAAUUUAAACAAAAUAUAUAAUGAAAGUUAGAAAAGAAAUGAAUAGAAGCUAGAAACAAUUUUAAUAUAGCACUAAAGCGAGAUUUAAUAAUUAAUUGAAAAUCAUAAAAUCGAGAUAGUUUUGAUGGAAUAAAAAAUAGAUUCUUCAGAGCAAUAAAAAAAUAUCAUUUUAGAAAAAAUAGAUAAUCUCUAGGAAACUCUAAUAAGUUCUAAUAAGCAAGUUAUUACUGAAGAUUUUUAAGAAAAUCUCAUAAAAACUUACCAAUCACUUGUAAAUCUGAUAAGUCCAAGAAAAGAUUCUGUUAUUAUUGAAUAAAACUCUGAAAAGGAUGAAAUAAAUUUUAAUAUAAUUUAAGAAAAUAAUAAAUUACAUUAAAUCAUAGAAGAAAAAUCUUAAGAAUAUACCAAAUUAUAAAAUUAAUACGAGAUAUUAUAAGAGGAACUAUUGUAAUUAAAAUAGUAAACAUCAGCAGAAGAUACAGUUAAAAGAAAUAAAAAACUAUCUUAAAGUGAUAAUGAUACAACAUAAGAUAUAAAUAUUUCACCAUCUCCUUUACGUCCUCAAGCUUUUGAAUAAGAUUAGCAUAUUAGGAACAGCUAAGAUAUUAAUAAUAUGAGUUAGCUUAUUAAUGAUAUGAAAAAAUAAAUAUCAGAUCUUGAAGAGAAGCUGAAUAAGGAGUUAGAAGAUAAAACUGCUAUGGAGAAUGAAAAUUCUAAACUAAGAUUAUCUAUUUAAAGAUAUGAGAUGCUUGGUGGGAUAUAAAGCUUUGAAUUUCAUUCAGCUUAAAACCACAACCAAAUAAAAAAGGAUGAAAAUUCUAUAAACCACAAUGAAGAUAUUUCUGAGAAUUUCGAAGUUAGCAGAUACUUGUAAGAAGAAGUAUCGCGUCUGAAAGGGCUGCUUGAUGGUCAAAAACAAGAAUACGAGUAAUAAAUUAGUGUAUUAAAAGAAUAAAUUGUAAUGACUGAAUCUUUUUCAAUAAGUAAUAUUAGUUUAAUCAGUCCUCAUCUUAAAUAUUAAAAACCACCUCACUGUAAUGAUAUUUUAAACGAUUGCAUAUAUGAAGAAUUAAAUGAAUAAAGUCAAAGUGAUUCAAAUUAAAACGCUGCUAAUGUUUAAGAUAGUAUCAUGUAAAAUGAAAUAAAUAAAACAAUUUAAAGUCGUUGCAAAACUCUUGAUGAUAUCUAAAGAAGCUCUGAAGCUGAAUCAUCUGAUAAUAGAAUGUAUUUCAGCUUUUAAGAUUAAAUCAUGUAUUUAAAUGGAUAAGUUCGUAAAGCAGAGGAAAAUUUAAGCGAAUGCUACGAUAAGAUAAAGUACCAAGAAAAAUUAAUUUAAGAAUAGAAUUCAAUUAUUGAAAAAAAUUGUAUGAUCAUUUAACAGUUUUAAGAUAAUUUGAAAGAAAGCAGAAAUGAAUUUGAACAUUCUGAAAGUAAGAAUAAGCUACUCGAAACAUCAGUUGUGAGUUAUCAAACUUAACUUUAGUAAUAUGUUGAAUAGAUGCAUAAAAAUAUUGAGUAGCUCAACUAAUAUGAAUAAAUUAUUAAAGCUUUAGAAUAAGAAGUGUAAACGAAAGAACUUCUUUUGAACGAUGCACACACUAUUAUUGGAAAUCUUAAUUAAAAAAUUGAUAAUAUAUAAUAACUAUAGCCUUAACAAUAAAUUAUUAUUUAGUCUUAAAGCGAUGAAUCUGAAAAGAUUAAAAGAGCUAGAAAAAAUAAUGAUUUAGAAAAUGAAGAAAACCAUAUAUCUGAUUUAAAGAAUAAAAUUGAUAAUCUCAACCUAUUAAUUGAACAAGCUAAUUAAGAUUAAUGUAUAUUAAAAAGUGAAAAUUAGAUUUUGAUAGAUUAAAAUAAUGCUUACCUAAAUAAAAUAGUAAAUUUGUAGGAAAAUUAAAAAGAACUGGUAAUCAAUAUAUUAAAUAGUAAAAAUGCUGAAAUAAAUAUAUAAUGUAUUUCAAAUAAUGAUCUAACAAAAGAAUUAUUAGGUGAAGAUAUUUUGAACGAAUUGAUACAAUUUAUUGAAGAAAUUUCAGUUUAAAAAAAAGAUGUUUAGUUAAUAAUAGAAAAAAAUAAUUAACUUGAAAAAGCCAAUAAAAUUUUGAAGCAAUAAUAUGAAGAUAUCUUCAAAUAAAAUAAUUCUACUGAUGAACAAAAAGAUCUUAUAAUUUAAAAUUUGCAAGAAGAAUGCUCUUAAUUAAAGUCUUAGAAUGAAGAAUAUGUUUAAGAGAUUUAGAAACUCACAGAGUUUGUAGAAUAAUUUGAACAAAAAUUCAACGAAGAUCGUGAAUAAAUCUCUGAACUUGAGAAAAAAGCUACUAAUCUUAUUAACCUUGAAAAGGUUUAAAGCGACAUAAUAGAUUAAUAGUAAAAGAGAGAUAAAUAGCUAUAGGAAUAGUGUGAAGAAUAACUCAAAAUUAUUGCAGAUUUAAAAUAAAAACUUCAGCAAAACUAAAAUGAAAAAAUAAUUGAAUUAACAAAUAAAUUAGCAGAUUUCGAAUUAAAGUUAUAAUAAAGUGAACAAAAUCGAAUUUAAGGAGAGAAUUUAAUGUCUGAAACUUCUAACUUAAUAGAUAGUCUUAACAAUCAAAUAAAUAAUUAUAAGUCACAAAUAGAAUAAUAGUAAGAGAUUAUUAUGCAUGAAGCUUAAAAAUUAGAAGAUUUAUAAAAAGAAUAUUCACAGUUGCAAAUAUCUUAGAAACAGCAAAUAGAGUCUUAAACCAAAAUAAUUUAAAAUUUGCAGUCAUAAAUUUAGAGCAAGGAAUAUUAAAUUAGUCCUCUGCAAGUAGCUAUGGAUUAGAUUUAGCAGAUUCUGCAGUGCAAAACCAAAGAACUUGAGAAAUGUUAAAGCUUGAUUUCUGAUUUAUAAAAUUAAGAGAAACAAUCUUAUGAAAUUAUUAAAUAAUAGGAAGUUUUCUUGCUAGAAUUUUAAAAAAUAAAAAAGCAAAACUAACUUGAAAAGGAGUAGCACUAAAAACUUAUACAUAGCUUGCAACACUCACUUGAUAGAUCUCAGAAAGAAUUUUCUUUUGUUGAAUAAAGCAAUAGGUCUAUGCAGAAUAAACUUUAAGAAGUCUAAUAAGCUUAUGAAAAUCAAAUAAUGGUUAAUUCAUAAUUGUAAAAUUCUCUUAAUCAAGUAAAAAGUAGAUAAAAUUCCUCAAACUAGAUUUAAGAUACACAAAUAAGUGAAAACAUUUAAAGCAGCAUUAAACUAAACUAAUAAAAUGAAUUAAAAGAGGAUUUUUUGAAGCAAGAUGAAUAAGAUAUCGAUUACAAAAAGCAGUAUGAAGAGCUUAAGUAAAUUUUAGAAGAUUAAAAUUAUUUGGAUACUCUAAAUAAGUAUGCAAAAUAAGAAAUUGUUUUAACCAGAGAAUUAGAAGAAGCUAAAAAUUAGAAAAAUUAAUUUUAACAAUUAUAUGAAGAAGCCUCUAAUUAAAUUAUAAGUUUAAAUCAGAAGCUUAAUGAUACAAAAUUAGAAUUUUCAAUUUAAAAUUAGAAAUUAUAGUAAAUAUACGAACUUAAGUGUAAAGAAAAAAGUAAUCAGGAGGAAUAAAAUUAGUCUUUAAGAAAAUUAGCUGAGGAACUUCAGAAUAUUGUGAAUAAUCAAGAAAAGAAUAAUUUAUUUAUUGUAACUGAAAAUGAAAAAUUAAAUUUAAUUAUUUAAGAAUUAAAUAUGAAGAUAGAAAAUUUAGAAGUAGUAAAUUAAAAGUAGGUAGCGGAUAAAACUAUUUAGGAAUCUUAAAAAAUAAGAAACGAAUAAAGCGAGUAAACAAACUCUCUAAGAAAUUAAGUAAAGCAGCUUUAAUCAGAAAUAAAUUCUAUUCAAUAAGAAAAACAGUAACUAAACUAAUAACUUGAAAGGCUUCAGUAUUAAUUGAACAUUAGUUCUACAAAUCUAAAUUAAAAAUAGUCUUAUAUAGUAACUUUAGAGAACUAAAUUGCUUAAUUUAAUAAUUCUUCUAAAAUUUUAUACAAUUCUUCUGAAAGAAAUGAAAUUGGGACUUAGAGCAGCAAUCUCCAAUAAACCUCAAACCGUCUUUAAGUAAGUGUAGUAGAAGGAGAAAUGAAAAUCUCUGAUCUUAAGGAUUAUUUUGGUUAAAUAAACUAAUAAAAUAAUUAAAAUGUUGCAUUUUAACCUUCCUGUGUUAACCCAAAAAUAUACAAUUUGAAGAUAAAUUAGUGCACUCAAUCACUUGAAAACUCACCAAAUAGCAACUCAUAAAAAGAUUUCUGCCAGGAUUAAUUUGUUUAGAAUGAAAAUAUUUACUUAUCUGAUUAGAGAAAACUAGAAGAUAUUUAAAAUAUAUCGAGCUCAGUAAAUUCUGAAAAAAAGAAGGCUUCUUCAUUGAUGAAUCCAAAAGACAUAAGGAAGAGUAUCACAGAAUCUGGCAUGAAGUAAUAUAAAAUGGGAGAAGGAGUGGAAUAAAAAUUAGAAUUAAACAAUUUAGAAAAUUAAUUUUGA